Molecule: messenger RNA, 4253 nt
Organism: Folsomia candida
Lineage: Eukaryota; Metazoa; Arthropoda; Collembola; Entomobryomorpha; Isotomidae
Gene: SppL
Product: signal peptide peptidase-like 3
Exons: 15
Coding region: 1379-2572 (397 amino acids)
Biological process (GO): membrane protein proteolysis
Cellular component (GO): Golgi-associated vesicle membrane; lumenal side of endoplasmic reticulum membrane; cytoplasmic side of endoplasmic reticulum membrane
Molecular function (GO): aspartic endopeptidase activity, intramembrane cleaving
Source: RefSeq, a predicted model, not a curated record
CUUAAUACACGAGAGAAGAGAGAAACUAUACAGGAUACGACUUUAAGCUCUAUCCCAUCGUCAGGUUGCACCAAAGCAAUUGCAUUGUGUUUUAUGUUGUGGUGGUUGAUAGGAGAGAGGAGUAGUGAGUGGAUCAAUCUUCUUUUACCAAGUUAACUCACUCAAUUUCCCAUCAGCCUCAACCAACUUAACAAAACUGUAACAAACUGAACAGAGUAAACUAAAUAUCUUUAAGACUAAUAAAAAAGUAAAUCGACUCUUUAAUAUCUUGAGUGGUUUGGUUGGUUCCAUCCGAGUGAUAAGUACGAAAGACUGUUAUUAGUAGAAGACCACACCACCAAAAUAAUUUAUCCGACAUGCCGAUAACUCACCAACAACCAUCCAAAGGAAAGAUUAAGGGGGAGGAGGAGGACUAAUAAAAAUAUUGGAUAAAUAUUGUUUUUUUUACGGGGAAAAGUACCAACGGGAAAAUGGAGUCCAAUCAGAGGAGGACGGAGUAAUAAAUCGACGACCAGGAAUAAAUUGGAGAGGAGAAAGGACGACAUUACACUCACUCACCGAUUUGACCACUUAUGAACUUACACCUUUAACUGGUCUGGUGGUGAUUGAUUCUCGAGUGUGUUGUUGUUGGCUGCUUUAUCUGCACAUGAGAAAGCGUUGGCUCGUGAUUACACUAGAUAAGCCAAAGUUAUAAGUUGUGUGCUAUUAUUGUUACGAGUAAAAAAAAUACAUUGCAGAUCCCAGUGAAUGAAUGGAACAUUAGUUUGGGCAGAAAACUCAUCACGUUUGAGAGUGAGUUUCCGUAAUCAGUCAAACAAACCAAAGGCCAAGCUAAUGUCACAAAAUUGUAGGAACAUAAUCUCCUCAAAUAUUAUAUUUUGUAUGGGAAAAAUAAGAUAACAAGAACUCUUUGUGGUGGUUCCGUGUUAAUAAUUAUUUCCCACUCGGCGUAUAGAGUCAUUUUUUAGUGUAGUAGUUGUCUUUGUGAUAUAUACAUACAUAAAAUUAUACAUAAUGUUGCAUUUAUUAUAACCAAAAGUGCGUUUAUUUAUUGUGCUCGAAAGUAGUAAUUCUCCAAUAUUAGGAGAUUGUGGUUAAGGAGAAAUAUUCGAGAAAAAGUGGUUGUGAAAGUCAUCCAAAGUUAGCAUUUGUAAGAUUGCGUUAUACUUAUUAAAUAAGAAGAGCAGCUCAUCUCUCUAAUUGCAAAACCUAAUUUCUACUCAGAAACUUAGCAUUUCUUAAAAUUAUACAUAUACAAGAACGAAAUGCAUUAUUUUGAUGACAAGGAUCCAAUUUUGGUAGGAUUGUCAAAGAGAAAGUAGCGAGAGAAGAGCAACACGCCGAAAACUAUAUCUCUGAUUUUCAGUGAUAUUGAAAUAUGAGUACCAGCAGCACCCAGGACUAUCAAUGGGCCUACGCCAUCAUGGACUCAUCCCGAGUGUCCACAUUUCUUAUAUCCAUCCUUCUCAUAGUUUAUGGAAGUUUCAGAUCGUUAAACAUGGAGCAGGAGGCUCGUGAAAGGGAGAAAGAGAAGGAAUUGGCCAAGCUGACUGGAAUUGCGAACAACAACGAAAGCAGUAGGUUUCUUUUUUUAGCUACAUUUGGUCUAGAUGUACAAACCUUGGAUACUAUGCAAGCGCUGUGUCUACCACUGGGGGCUUCCAUUUCACUCCUCGUCAUGUUCUUCUUCUUCGACUCUAUGCAAAUGCUUUUCGCAAUAUGCACGGCAGUUAUCGCAACAAUAGCUUUAGCAUUUCUCCUCCUUCCCAUGUGUCAAUACAUAAUUCGACCCUGUUCUUCCGGGAAUAAAAUAUCAUUCGGAUUUUGUGGGAGGUUUACUGGAGCAGAACUGAUGUCAUUUUCCCUUUCAAUAACAAUAGUAUGCGUUUGGGUUCUCACAGGGCACUGGCUCCUCAUGGAUGCCAUGGGUAUGGGACUUUGCGUUGCAUUUAUCGCAUUUGUGCGUCUACCAAGUUUAAAAGUGUCUACACUACUACUUACUGGUCUACUUCUGUACGAUGUGUUUUGGGUCUUUUUCUCAUCGUACCUCUUCAACGCCAACGUCAUGGUGAAAGUUGCCACAAGACCGGCUGAGAAUCCUAUGGGGUUGGUCGCCCGUAAACUACACGUAGGAGGAAUGUUCAGAAAUUAUGUACCUCCAAAGCUAUCUCUGCCCGGAAAAUUGGUCUUUCCAAGUAUGUACACUACGGGUCAUUUUUCCAUGUUGGGUUUAGGAGAUAUCGUGAUGCCAGGACUUUUAUUAUGUUUCGUGUUAAGAUACGACGCUUAUAAGAAAUCCCAAGCAAUUCAUUUGGGAGAAUUGGGGGUUCCUACUCCAAAUCAUUUAAGUAGAAUUAGUUAUUUCCACUGCUCUCUCAUCGGUUAUUUUUUAGGAUUAUUAACCGCUACCGUUUCCAGCGAGGUUUUCAAAGCAGCACAACCAGCUCUUCUAUACCUUGUCCCCUUCACGUUGCUACCACUGUUGACUAUGGCAUACUUAAAGGGGGAUUUGCGGACCAUGUGGAGUGAACCAUUUAUAAAUCAUGUCCCAUCAAAGCAUCAAGACGUGUGAUUCCUAAUUUCCUGCUGCUGCUGCUGCUGCUCCAACAACCAACACAUUACAUAAAGCCGACUCUUGAACAUGACUCAAUUCUGUUCAAUUCUUGAACUUGUAGUUUCUGGCAGCUUUUGAUCAACUUCCUAUCCAAUAUCUCUACUUACUACGUACCUACCUGCAAGCCAAUCUACUACCUAUAUAUCGACAUCAAAGAAGAACAAAUCCCUAAGCUAAGUGUGUAAAGGAAGAAGAAGAAGAAAAAGAAAGCAAUUUAGAGUCGACCGACCCAUCAGUAUUGCAAUAUUCAACUCUACUCUCCACUCCGACGACUACUGCCCAAUUCGUGAAGUGAAGGAUUUUAUAUUAUUAAAAAACCGCAAGAAGAAGCAAAACACAAGAAGAAUCUCGGCAUGUAAAGCGCUCGACAGAUGUGAUAAUUUCGAAAACCCUGCUCGUUUUCGACCAACAAAUAUUUUUAAGUUACCAAAACAUGACAUGAUCAUAAGUUUGUCUCUCCUCCUCCUCCUCGUGUGUAUAUUUAACCUACGCGUCCCUCAUCAUUCAUCAUCAUCAUCUCCUCACACCACUUAAUCGAAGACCACUUAACCAGAAAGAGAAAGUCUUAAACCCUACUUGAUUUCGACGAGUUGAAAAGAAAGGAAACUGUUAUUAUCCAGACAUCACCACCACAUAGCAUAUUACGCCCGUUUAUAUAAAUAUAUAUUCAAACCUACCCGUGGAUCAUGUCUUUUUUGUUUUUUAGGUUUUGGGUAAAAUUUGUUUGUUUAAGAAGACAUGAUUAAUUUGUGACAAGUAAUUUAAUACUCGUUUGUUUGUACUCGUACCUUGCUCUGAGUGCUGACUUGAUUGGAGUUGUUGUACUACACAUAUCUCAUACCGUUGUGUUUUUAUUUGUAGUAGUAACAAUUUGCUUAAAACUCGUUUGACCUAUUUACCCAAGUACGUACAUUCGUACAUACGUACAUCCAAAAGUGGUGUGUGUGCAAGCAAGCAGAGGCGGAUGUUUGGAGCAUGGAGAGUUAGCUAAGCAACGCAAAUUAUUGCGACUCUCUCUCUCCUCUCUCUCUCUCUCUUUCAACCCACAAAAAAAACAACGACCGACCGAUGAUGCAUCACGUUUCUAUUCGGUGUGCCUAUUCGACGACGACCACGGCGACGUCAACAGUUGUCCUUCGGCCAUCGUGAUCGUCAUGUGUUUAUGAGUGAAGGGAAGAAGAAAGAAAGGAGGAAAGGCGAUAUCUCAAGUUGGAUGAUGAUGCAUGAGGCGACAAAAACCUCCACAAUUUCGCAAUACUACUAUCUUUCUUACCAUUAUAUAUAUAAGUAUACAUACAUACACAACAUGUAAAUAAGUCUGCAAAUUAAAGUCAUCUCCGCCGCCGCCGACGGCAUCAUCGCCUCUGUACAGGAAUUGAUUCGAUUUAACUCUAUAACUGAUAGAUAGAGAGAAGCGAUACUGCGUCGUAGUAUAUAAUAUUUUAAAUCUUAAAAAAUGUGUUGUUGUUAUAUAGUGCAUUCUCAUAAGAAGGUCCUCCUCCUCCUACUUAAGUUUCUUUCUUAAUUUCCACAUUGUUCAGAUUUUACGAUACACAAAUGUAUGUAAAAGUAAGAUGACAUUUUUGUUACAAUUUGUAGUCCUUGAAAAAGAAAGAUUAAAAAAUGGACGUAAAAAUAA